Messenger RNA from Henningerozyma blattae CBS 6284, 849 nucleotides. RefSeq names its product CDP-diacylglycerol-serine O-phosphatidyltransferase (gene CHO1). Gene Ontology annotation, molecular function: phosphotransferase activity, for other substituted phosphate groups. The record is from RefSeq and is a predicted model, not a curated record. Bases 1 to 849 code for a protein of 282 amino acids. Gene Ontology annotation, cellular component: membrane. The transcript has a single exon. Gene Ontology annotation, biological process: phospholipid biosynthetic process. Lineage: Eukaryota; Fungi; Ascomycota; Saccharomycetes; Saccharomycetales; Saccharomycetaceae.
AUGACAGCUUCCACUACAAACUCCAAGAUAAAUUAUCAUUCGGAAAAUGAAGAUACUUAUGAUUCAGAUAACCAUAACACAUCUAGAUAUAAUGACAUGGAUGACGAUUUUGAUAUGCAUGAUGUUGUUCCAACCCAAUCUUUAAGUAGAAAGACCUCUUCGAUUUUUUCAUUAGAUACAAGCCCAUUAGAUCCGCCAAACCAAUUUGAUAUAGCGAAAUUUACCAGUGAUGAUUAUCAUUUCAGUAUGAUUAGAAAUUUACAUCUAGCUGAUUUCAUCACCAUGAUGAAUGGGUUUUCAGGGUUUUACUCUAUUAUAAGUUGUUUAAGAUUCACAUUGACUGGCAAACCUCAUUAUGUCCAAAGAGCCCAUUUCUUCAUAUUCUUGGGUGUUUGUUUUGAUUUUUUCGAUGGAAGAGUCGCUAGAUUAAGAAAUAGAUCGUCAUUAAUGGGCCAAGAACUGGAUUCUUUGGCUGAUUUGAUUUCUUUUGGUGUAGCACCAGCAAUAGUAGCAUUUGCCAUUGGGUUCCAAACAACUUUAGAUGUAUUGAUCCUAUCGUUUUUUGUCCUAUGUGGGUUAGCAAGAUUAGCAAGAUUUAACGUCACUGUAAGUCAGUUACCAAAGGAUACAAAGGGGAAAUCAAAAUAUUUUGAAGGCUUACCAAUGCCAACCUCAUUACUCUUAGUUGCAGGUAUGGCAUACCUAGUGAAACAUAAUUUGAUUUCAAAUAACUUACCAUUCGGCAUUAUUAGGGAAGGACUUGUUUUAGAAUUCCAUCCAUUUGUAAUCAUAUUCUUCAUUCAUGGCUGUGGUAUGAUUUCAAAAAGUAUGAAGAUCCCAAAACCAUAA